CACCAUUAACGUUAAAUCCCAAACGCCGUUUGUGGCCCUGUCUGGGCAGCCUUUUAUUUAUUGUCCCCGCAGACAUUGUCCAAUCCCAUCGGCUAUCACCGGUCGUAAAGGCUGGGGGUACCGGGAGUAGCCGGUUCAUACACGGGUUAGAAUUUGACUGCGGUUGAAAUCAUUGCUAAAGCUGUUUCCACCUCCCUGGUUAUUGAAAUCUCUGCCCCCUCUCUCUAUCUCUCUCUGUCGUACCGGUCGACGAAAAUUGAAUAGUAUUGUUCUUACAGUUGUUCUGGUCUUCUGGUGCUCUGGAAAUUCAAUAGCUAGGGAGAGCUAAAGAAAGAGAAGUGUGUGUAGUUACUGAUAUAUAGAGAAAGGAAGGAAUAGUUUGUUGAAUUGACAGAAUUGGUUGAGGAAUGAGUUCAAAGUAGGGAGAUAAAGCGGAGUGACGUGGUUUGGUUGGUGAAGAAUUGAACAGUGAUUUUAGUGGAAUUUGAGUGGAUUUUCGGUGUUUUGAAGAGGGUUUUAAGGUUUGUUUGUGUGAGAAUAAUUGGAGUUGGGGUUUUCAGAUGAGAGAUCUGUGUUGAGAGAUGGAAAUGGCUUCAUCAGAGAUUUCGAUUAAAGGCAAUAUUAGAGGAGAGGGCUUUACGUCCGUUUACAACGAACCGAAGGAAGUUUCGGAGGCAUCGAAGGGUUUUCCGACAGGUUCCGGUACCGGGAAAGUGGAUGCUGAGAACGCGCUUUACACGGAGCUUUGGCGGGCUUGUGCUGGUCCGCUUGUGACCGUGCCUCGUGAACAAGAGCUCGUGUACUAUUUCCCUCAGGGUCACAUCGAGCAGGUGGAAGCGUCGACUAGUCAGGUGUCGGACCAGCAGAUGCCGAUGUAUGAUCUUCCGUCGAAGAUCCUCUGCCGUGUGAUGAACGUUCUAUUAAAGGCUGAACCGGACACUGAUGAGGUGUUUGCGCAAGUGACUUUGUUUCCUGUAAAUGAUGAGAGUGCUGCGAAGAAGAAAGCCGCUCCUCCUCCGCCACCACGCUUUCAUGUGCAUUCCUUUUGUAAGACCCUGACUGCGUCGGAUACGAGCACUCAUGGUGGGUUUUCGGUGCUGAGACGGCAUGCCGAUGAAUGCCUUCCCCCACUGGACAUGUCACGGCAACCGCCAACCCAAGAGUUGGUGGCCAAGGAUUUGCAUGGAAAUGAGUGGCGCUUCAGACAUAUCUUUCGGGGUCAACCGCGAAGGCAUCUUCUUCAAAGUGGUUGGAGCGUCUUUGUUAGCUCAAAAAGGCUAGUUGCUGGGGAUGCCUUCAUAUUCUUAAGAGGUGAGAAUGGGGAGCUUCGUGUUGGAGUGAGGUGUGCCAUGAGACAGCUGGCUAAUGUUCCAUCUGCAGUGAUAUCCAGUCACAGCAUGCAUCUUGGUGUCCUUGCAACAGCUUGGCAUGCCAUUCAAACAGGAACAAGGUUCAUUGUCUACUACAAACCUAGGACAAGCCCUACUGAGUUUAUUGUUCCUUAUGAUCAGUAUGUGGAAUCUGUUAAGAGCAAUUAUUCUAUAGGGAUGAGGUUCAAAAUGAGAUUUGAAGGUGAAGAAGCUCCAGAGCAGAGGUUUGCUGGAACCAUUAUUGGGAUCGAAGAUUCUGAUUCCAAACGGUGGCCAGAAUCGAAAUGGAGAUGUCUCAUGGUGAGAUGGGAUGAAACUUCUACCAUUCCUCGCCCGGAGAGAGUUUCACCCUGGAACAUAGAACCUGCUUUGACUCCUCCUGCACUCAAUCCACUUCCAGUAUCCAGGUCAAAGAGGCCUCGGCCAAACAUGUUGCCUUCAUCUCCGGACUCCUCUGUUCUCACACGGGAAGGCUCAUCUAAGGUGGCAAUGGUAGACCCUUCGCCAGCAAGUGGUUUUUCAAGGGUCUUGCAAGGUCAAGAAUUAUCGACCUUGAGAGGCACUUUUGCAGAGAGUAAUGAGUCAGAUUCUUCUGAAAAGCCACCAAUUAUCUGGCAAUCUUCACUACAUGAUGAAAAGAUUGAUGUUGUUUCUGCUUCACGAAGAUUUGGAUCAGAAAAGUGGUUUUCUUUAGGGAGGCCUGAAUCAUCUUUAACCGAUCUCUUAUCCAGUUUUGGAAGCCAAAACAAAUCCUCUCUUGAGUUCUGUACACCUCCUGGCGACGAAAUUGCAGUCGGUGGAAAUUCAAUGAAACUACAAUUACCAGGUCAAGAAGGUGAGUUCAACUUCCUUGCAAGUCCAUGGCCUACGAUGCCUAAUAAUAUCUCCCUUAAAUUUGCGGACGCUAGCAUGAAAGAUCAUGUCCGGGGCAGUGAUAUUCCUUAUCAGACACAAGCGGAGGUUCGAUAUGGUGGUUUUAAUCAGUAUUCCUUGCUUCCUGGUCGUGGGACCGAGCACCAGCAAGGGAACUGGUUCAUACCUCCACCAGUUCCAUCUUAUCUUCAGAUGUCUGCUCACUCAAGUGAACAGAUUCCCAAACCCCUGGUACAACAACAGCACGAGGCUGUUAAACCUAGAGAUGGGAAAUGCAAGCUCUUUGGUAUACCACUUGUCAGCAAUUCUGUUACGAUGGAGCCGACAGUGUCACCUAGAAAUUCAGUGAUUGAGCCACCAGUUCAUAUACGUCUUGGAAUUCACUCACACCACUCACCUGCUUUUGAAUCUGAUCAAAGGUCUGAACAAACAAAGGGCUCAAAAGUUGCUGAAAAUCCACUUGCCAGUAAUGAACUGGAGAAACCAUUUCCAACUUGUCAGCCAACUGUGAGAGAUGUUCAAGGGAAAGUCCAGAGUGGUUCCACCAGAAGCUGUACUAAGGUUCAUAAGCAGGGGAUUGCUCUUGGUAGAUCUGUGGACCUUGCUAAGUUCAGUGACUAUGAUGAGUUGAUAAUUGAAUUGGAUCAGUUGUUUGAAUUUGGUGGUGAACUAAAGGCUCGCAACAAGAAUUGGCAGGUUGUUUAUACGGAUAAUGAGGGUGAUAUGAUGCUUGUUGGAGAUGAUCCAUGGCAGGAAUUUUGUGGCAUGGUUCGCAAGAUCUUCAUCUACACUAGAGAAGAGGUCCAGCGGAUGAACCCAGGGACCCUGAAUUUGAAGGGUGAGGAAAAUUCACGGGUUGGGGAAGGCAUGGAUGCAAAAGACGAUUAGAAUCUGCGUUCAACUGCCAGUGCUGAGAAUUGUUAGGUUCUACACCUAUAUAUAUAUAUAGGUAAUUUCCUUGAUAUAUUGAAGUUCUGUAGUGUGCUGUGGAGUUCUCAAUGCUAUAUACUUGUUACCGGUUUUACUCAGAAAAUGAAUGCUGUUGCUGCUUCGAAGGGAAGAAAACUACCCUUCUAUGAUGCCAUUCUAUAAUCUGUCUUUUCAUUCCACUCUGGUAGUGAGCAGAUGGGUUUAUGAAUUGUGAACAAUGCUAUACAGGGGUUCCCAACAACUCUGAUUUGUAGAUUUAAUUUUACUUUUACCUUUAGUUUCAAAUUUAAUUUACAAUACACCUAGUUUUAGUGGAAAAGGGGUAUAGAACACAAGCAAUGGUACAGAGACCUAAUUUGAGAAUUGAUAUGAUCGUAACGCAGUAA
Messenger RNA from Ilex paraguariensis (yerba mate), 3559 nucleotides. NCBI's taxonomy places the organism in Eukaryota, Viridiplantae, Streptophyta, Magnoliopsida, Aquifoliales, Aquifoliaceae. The record is from the annotation of a GenBank genome assembly.